AUGAAAUUUGAAUCGAAACUCAAGUGUCCAAUGCUUUUGUGGGUACUGGAUAUCCUUGUGUGUUCGUACUUGACUAAUGCACGCAAUUUAUUUCAUGUCCCUUGGAUGAAGCCAUCUAUAACAAUACUUGGAUUUGAAAAACUUGCACGCACACCUGAAUUGGUUCGUACUGCUGCAUCUUCACAAAGAAAUGUGCCAUUUAAUGUUGUGUCAAACAUGGAUACAUCUUCACCAGUCUCGAUAGGCACAGGUGCAAUGGCCCAAACGCUUAUUGGCAUUGUGCAGAUUGGAACUCCAUCACAGAGCUUUUUAUUUCAAUUUCUCAGUGAUACAGGAAGUUCUUUAUUUUGGGUUCGAAGCUCAGAAUGCACUAAUGCAAUAACAUGUUCUGGAUUACCACAGUUCAACUCAUCAGCCAGUUCAUCAGGUAGUCAGACUCAACAAAUCGAAUAUGGUGAUGGAUCAAAAGUCAGUUGUCAAAUGUAUAGCGAUACGGUGAUUCUUGCUGGUAUACAGAUAUCCAAUCAGAAAUUUUGUGCGGCAACAUCCAUCUAUUUACCUGGCAAUUUGCCUACAAUAGAUGGGAUCGUUGGAAUGGCUCCGGCAUCCUUCAACGAGCCUUCAAAUAUCUUUCAACAUCUUCAAGCGCAACUUCCCAACUCACAAGUCGGAUUCUGGUUCAAUCGAAGCGUAACAACACUGGCUGCUGGAAGUGCAGUGUCUCGAGGUGCAGGUAUCAUCACGUUUGGUGGUCUGAAUUCCGACUUGUAUUCUGGUAGUAUUGCAUGGAUACCAACUAUACCAGAUUUGACGCGGUGGAUAGUUCCAUUCAAGGGAAUCUUUAUUGGAGACAAUAUGCGAAUCAUGGAUAGUUUUCUGAAAGUCCAAAACUUGUCUGCCAUUUUCGAUACAGGAACAACUUUUGUCAUUCUUCCUCAAGUCAUCUUUGACCCUUUAAACUCUAUUAUGGGUGGUAUAGAUCAAAACAAUACAGGAACCUACAUACUUGAUUGUAGAAGCGUAUCCAAUCUCCCGACACUAACGAUUAGUUUUAUCGAGGGAGUAACGCAUACACUCACAUGGGAUAAGCAAAUUCUUAUUGUACAAAACCAGUGCAUAUCUAUAUUCACUCGGAAUAAUAAUGGCGCGGUGGAUACAGGCGAAUUGAAUAGAACAGUCACAGUUCCACCAGCAAUCAUUGGUGCUAGUUUUUUACGACAUUUCUAUACUUGUUUUGACUAUAAUGCAAAGAGAAUUGGACUGGCUACACCUGUAGGAAAUAACCCAAUCCCAAAAAUCCGAAUUGAACAUACAGGUUCAGGUAUGACAGCCAAGCAAUCAAAAUCGGGUAGUGCAUCUACACGACAGUAUUGGACUGGGCUAUUGAUGAUGAUUACAUGGACUCGGUUUAUACUGUCAUGGAUUUGA
Molecule: messenger RNA, 1428 nt
Organism: Batrachochytrium dendrobatidis JAM81
Lineage: Eukaryota; Fungi; Chytridiomycota; Chytridiomycetes; Rhizophydiales
Exons: 8
Coding region: 1-1428 (475 amino acids)
Biological process (GO): proteolysis
Molecular function (GO): aspartic-type endopeptidase activity
Source: RefSeq, a predicted model, not a curated record